UUUAUUCUGUCUCUUGGCUUCAUCUUCCACGCACCAAAUGUUACCGAAUGUCCACCAUCAGUCUCUUCCUCACAAACGCAGAAAGAGAAAACUAAUCUCUCUCCUCUCUCUCUCUCUCUCUUAUGAUGCAGAAGGAGCUACCUUACUUCAACAUCAUCUCCUCCUCCUUCUUGUUUCAGUUUCUUGUCCUGAGCUCUUCUUCUUCUGCAACAAGACAUGACAUGUCGACAAACCCACCAACGGUUUUCCCUACAAACCCCACGACUACACCGCCCGAAACAUUUCCUCCGGCCAUCAUAACACCGACGAAUCCCACCACCACAAGCCCUGUAACCAUUCCUUCCACUUCACCAAUCACUCUUCCUCCUGUCGUGACGACAAACCCAACGACGACAACUGUUCCUGAAUUCGCACCUCCUGUCGUAACUAACGCUCCCGCGAUUCCCGGACAGAGCUGGUGCGUUGCGAGGCCCGGAACUUCUCAGAUUUCGCUUCAAGAAGCUUUGGAUUUCGCCUGCGGAGUCGGAGGAGCGGAUUGCUCGCAGAUACAGCAAGGCGGAAACUGUUAUAUCCCCAACACGAUCCAGAAUCAUGCUUCGGCUGCGUUCAACAGCUAUUACCAGAAGAACCCUUCACCUCAAAGCUGUGACUUUGGUGGUGCAGCUGUGGUGGUUAACACCAACCCAAGCAGUGGUUCUUGCAUCUACCAGUUGUUUUCUUCAGCAUCUCUAUCAACACCGACCCCAUCGACUCAAACCGUAACACAACCAGCAACGCCGACGGCAAUCACACCAACUGGUGGAGGCAUGAUCGGAUACGCCACUCCUCCACCGGUCUUUAACCCGGCGAAUCCAUUCCCAAAUACACCAACGAAUCCAGCUUCAGGAACAACAGCAGCAGUUUAUGGCUUUGAUGGCUCACCUUCUACCACAUCGGAAUCUACCCGGUUGCAGAUACGCUUUGAUCAUGUUCUGGUGACGGCAACUUCAGUCCUUGCAGGGUUCCUAGGUCUUUGGAAGUAGAAACACACCCCACAGAACUGUCUGAAAUAGUUUUGUCUUUAGCUGCUUACAGAAGCUUCAGUUGUUUAAAAUUAAGCAUCAUUACACAAACAAGAACAGGAGCUAGGAAUCUGUAAACACAGUUUGAUUUCAUUCAGGUCGACGUGCUUGCUUUA
Messenger RNA from Tarenaya hassleriana, 1177 nucleotides. RefSeq names its product PLASMODESMATA CALLOSE-BINDING PROTEIN 4-like. The coding region runs from base 123 to 1022 and encodes 299 amino acids. The transcript has 4 exons. The record is from RefSeq and is a predicted model, not a curated record. NCBI's taxonomy places the organism in Eukaryota, Viridiplantae, Streptophyta, Magnoliopsida, Brassicales, Cleomaceae.